Messenger RNA from Microthlaspi erraticum, 330 nucleotides. The record is from the annotation of a GenBank genome assembly. Lineage: Eukaryota; Viridiplantae; Streptophyta; Magnoliopsida; Brassicales; Brassicaceae.
AUGGCUCAUAAGGCUACGACAGAGAUACCAGAAGAGAUUGCGGAAGCACGUAUAUGUGACUUAUGGAAGAGUGGAGUGGGUUGGAGGUAUCAUCACAUUGAGCCAUACGUCACAAUGGACACAAAGCUACGCCUAGCGGCGGUUGUAGUUGACGAGAUAUCAGAGGCCAGAGACAGAGUGUCUUGGGGACACACGCAGGACGGGGAAUUUUCAGUUAAGUCCACCUACGCUUUUCUCACUCAGGAUACUAAACUGAAACAGAAUAUGAAUGGUUUGUUUACACGGGCCUGGCAUGCGGUGGUACCGGAGAGAAUCAGGGUGUUCUUGUAG